This is a messenger RNA of Maylandia zebra (zebra mbuna), 1014 nucleotides long. The record is from RefSeq and is a predicted model, not a curated record. Lineage: Eukaryota; Metazoa; Chordata; Actinopteri; Cichliformes; Cichlidae.
ACAUGUGUGCCGACACUUUCAAGCAAAGUUGCAAAAAUAAAACUGGACUGAUAAGGAGAAGGCAGCGAACGCUCUUAAAGUUUGGCAUAUUUACGAGGCGUAUUUAAAGGCAGCACAGGCCGUCGGCUGUUUAGAGAACUUUCCGGGCUCAUAGACGGGAUGAUGGUGCUGUAGCUUCACUCUGUUGGCUAUAAGUACACAACAGAGACUUUUAGUAUGAAGAGUAGUCUUAGUUUCUCUUCGGAAAAAAAGAAAGGGAAAAAAAGUCAUCUGUUGAGGUUGAACCUCCAGCUUCCCUCCUCCCCCCCCCCGCUCUGGUUUAACUCCUCACUCCCCCUAGCGGCGGAGCUCCCAGCCGAAGAGCGUCACAGUGCCGGUGUCGGUCCCCACAGUCGGAGUGAAAGUUGUCUCCGCUCGGAAAAGCGGGGGUUCGGGACUCGCCAGUUCGCACCGCCGUAGAUUCACGCGCUUACUCCCGGAGAGAUGAGGCGGAAAGAGAAGAGGCUGCUGCAGUUCGCUGGGCUGCUCAUAGCGGCUCUUCUUUUUCUCCCAAAUGUCGGGUUGUGGUCUUUGUACAAGGACAGAGUCUUCGACAACUCGCCCGACUCAGUGGACGGUCCGGGCGGCAUCCCCCAGAUACAGGGAGUGAAUCGUGCGGGGAAGGGCGCUCAGCUGGGACGCAACGGUGUGCGGCGAAAAGACUGGCAUGACUAUGAAGCAAUCAAAAGAGACGCAUCUCGAUCUGGUAACGGUGAACAGGGGAAGCCGUUCCCCCUGACUGAUGCUGACCGGGUCGAUCAAGCCUACAGAGAAAACGGCUUCAACAUUUACGUCAGCGACCGCAUCUCCCUGAACCGCUCUGUUCCUGACAUCCGCCAUCCAAACUGUAAACACAAGCUGUAUGCAGAGAAGCUGCCCAACACCACAAUCAUCAUCCCGUUCCACAACGAGGGCUGGUCGUCGCUGCUCAGGACGGUUCACAGCGUGCUGAAUCGCUCUCCCCACAGCUCAUAG